CCUCUUCUUCUUCAAUUCAAACCAAAAUCCCAAAUCCUCAAAUUCGAUUUGUAUCAAAUUUUCUUCACAAAAUGUCUGGUCGUGGGAAAGGUGGCAAGGGUUUGGGAAAGGGAGGUGCCAAGAGGCACAGAAAAGUUCUUCGUGAUAACAUUCAAGGUAUCACGAAACCUGCGAUUCGUAGGUUAGCGAGAAGAGGUGGCGUUAAGAGGAUCAGUGGUUUGAUCUAUGAGGAAACCAGAGGAGUUCUGAAGAUUUUCUUGGAGAACGUGAUUCGAGAUGCUGUGACCUACACCGAGCACGCUAGGAGGAAGACGGUGACUGCCAUGGAUGUGGUUUAUGCGCUCAAGAGGCAGGGAAGGACCCUCUACGGUUUUGGAGGCUAAAGAAUUUAACCCUUCUUUUCUGGGUUGCAGGAUAAGACAUUGGUUCUUUUGAAUUUGCGUGGUGUUUUAGUUUAGGUUUGUUAUGUAUCAUACGAAUCUCUGGUUUGCAUAGAAAAUAUUUCAUUUGAAAUUUAAAUGGAGUAUCGUUUCUGUUAGGCAUAUUAUUUCGGCUAAAUUAGUUUUUUUUUCUUCUA
Glycine soja is the source of this 577-nucleotide messenger RNA. Its product is annotated as histone H4. Gene Ontology annotation, biological process: nucleosome assembly. Gene Ontology annotation, molecular function: DNA binding; structural constituent of chromatin; protein heterodimerization activity. The coding region runs from base 72 to 383 and encodes 103 amino acids. The record is from RefSeq and is a predicted model, not a curated record. Gene Ontology annotation, cellular component: nucleosome. Lineage: Eukaryota; Viridiplantae; Streptophyta; Magnoliopsida; Fabales; Fabaceae. The transcript has a single exon.